Molecule: messenger RNA, 477 nt
Organism: Blumeria graminis f. sp. triticale
Lineage: Eukaryota; Fungi; Ascomycota; Leotiomycetes; Helotiales; Erysiphaceae
Source: the annotation of a GenBank genome assembly
UUUCAGCGCGGGUUUACUAAUCCUGCCCCCAAAACUGAUUCUGCACGCGAGGCAGUAAAGUCUUUCUACUGUGAGCUCUGUAGCAAGGGUUACGCGCGGAUGAACGAAUAUGAAGCCCACCUAUCAUCUUACGAUCAUUCUCAUAAGCAGAGACUCAAGGAUAUGCGACAGUUAACCAAGGAUCCGCUGGCCUCUAGCAAGGCGCGAAAAGCCGAGAUGAAAGCAAAUACACAGUCAGGUCUUAUUUCUAUCAAAAUAAAUGGGGAUUCCAGCAGUUCUGGGCCCAAGAAAGGUGGCUUCAAGAAGAUAGGCUUCAAGAGCGCGUUUGCACCGGAUAAAGACUCAAUUCCAUCAGCGCCAGCUGUGCUUAAUGAGAGCACCAAAGUCCCAGAGUCUCAGCCGCCUGAUGAAGGCAUGGAGAGUGAUACAGAAGAUGAAAAUUAUGAAAUAUAUGACCCACGCUGUCCUACCGAAUAA